Molecule: messenger RNA, 2501 nt
Organism: Nomascus leucogenys (northern white-cheeked gibbon)
Lineage: Eukaryota; Metazoa; Chordata; Mammalia; Primates; Hylobatidae
Gene: ZFP69B
Product: ZFP69 zinc finger protein B
Exons: 5
Coding region: 697-2394 (565 amino acids)
Biological process (GO): regulation of immune system process; regulation of cytokine production; negative regulation of transcription by RNA polymerase II
Source: RefSeq, a predicted model, not a curated record
CUCUCCGCAGCCCCGGAGUCGUGCUCAGACAAAGGCUGGGAGGCUAGGGCCGGGCGGGUCCGGCUCUGUGGGGAGGACUAACCCUCUGAUUGGGGGAGGAGGAGACGGAUUCUAGCGGUUUCGCGGUUUGCUACAGCCAACUAGUGAAAGAGCUGGGAUUCCUAAUCCCCGGCUACUUUACACAUAAUUACUGCCCCAAAGGAUUGGGUUGUAUUCGUCUCUUUGUGCUUCCUGACACCUGCGCGGUGCUUUGAACUUUGUGUGCUGUGUCUGCCCACCGCCUCCGUGUAUCUUUUGGAAACAUUUUACAGUGAUUCAUAUAUGUUCUAGCGUUCUGCCCUAUGAUUGAGCCUCCUUGGGCCUUUGCUGAUUCUAAUGUCUUCUGCCCAGCAUCGGCAGGGGCUGCUGAGAGUAAAUACUUGGCGCCUGCAGCUGCUGGCCGAGGAGACAGAUGGAGCUCAAGUUGGGAGAUGCGCCCUGACAGCCGAUGAUAGACACAAGUCCAGAUCUCGGAUUUUGAUACUGUAUGUUCCCUGGGUUCCUGAGAGAGGACAUUGAGAAGUAGGAGUCGGCGAUUAAGGAGAUCGGUACAAUUGGGAAGCCUCCUGUCAGAGCUUCCAGCAAUUUCCUCAUCAGAGGUGGACAAGCCCUAUGGGCUAAGACAGAGUGUCCUCAGAAAGGAGUGCGGACGCCGUCAUGCUGCAGCAGCUCCUCAUCACCCCGCCCACCGAGGCCGGCACCUGGGCGAAGUUGCGUCGUCCAAAGGCGGCCACGGAGCGGGUGGCCCUGUGGGAGGAUGUGACUGAAAUGUUUAAAGCAGAAGCUCUGCUGUCUCAGGAUGCUGAUGACAUAAAGACCCAGGGAGAAAGUUUAGAGAGUAGAGUGACCCUUGGAUCCCUGACAGCAGAAUCCCAGGAACUGUUAACCUUCAAGGAUGUAUCAGUGGACUUCACUCAGGAGGAGUGGGGGCAGCUGGCCCCUGCUCACCGGAAUCUGUACCGGGAGGUGAUGCUGGAGAACUAUGGGAACCUGGUCUCAGUGGAAGGCCCGAAUACCAAAGAACCAUAUUUAUAUUCUUGGGAUGGCUCUGUGACCUCAGCACAUGCAUUUUUUUCUUCCCCAAAAGCAGGAUAUCGGCUUUCCAAACCUGGCGUGAUUUCCCAGCUGGAGAAAGGAGAAGAACCAUGGCUGAUGGAGAGAGAUAUUUCAGGAGUUCCAAGUUCAGACUUGGAGAGCAAAACAAAAACCAAAGAGUCAGCCUUACAGAAUGAUAUUUCAUGGGAAGAAUUACAUUGUGGCCUAAUGAUGGAAGGAUCUACAAAAGGAAGCACCAUGUAUUCCACCUUGGGAAGAAUCUCCAAAUGUAAUAAGCUAGAAAGCCAAAAAGAGAACCAAAGAAUGGAUGAAGGGCAAAUCCCCUUGAUGUGCAAGAAAACAUUCACUCAGGAGAGAGGCCAAAAAUCUAAUAGAUUUGAGAAAAGAAUUAAUGCAAAGUCAGAAGUUAUGCCAGAACCAAUAGGUCUUCCAAGAAAAAGAGAUCGUAUAUAUGACACAUCUGGAAAGAGAAGCAGAUACAACAUAGAUUUAGUUAAUCAUUCAAGGAGUUAUACAAAAAUGAAAACCUUUGAAUGUAAUAUUUGUGAAAAAAUCUUCAAACAGCUUAUUCACCUUACUGAACACAUGAGAAUUCAUACUGGGGAGAAACCUUUCAGAUGUAAGGAAUGUGGAAAAGCCUUUAGCCAAAGUUCAUCUCUUAUUCCACAUCAGAGAAUUCAUACUGGUGAGAAACCCUAUGAAUGUAAGGAGUGUGGGAAAACCUUCAGACAUCCUUCAUCGCUUACUCAACAUGUUAGAAUUCAUACUGGGGAGAAACCCUAUGAAUGUAGGGUGUGUGAGAAAGCCUUCAGCCAGAGCAUUGGACUGAUCCAGCAUUUGAGAACUCAUGUUAGAGAGAAACCUUUUACAUGCAAAGACUGUGGAAAAGCAUUUUUCCAGAUUAGACACCUUAGGCAACAUGAGAUUAUUCAUACUGGUGUGAAACCCUAUAUUUGUAAUGUAUGUAGUAAAACCUUCAGCCAUAGUACAUACCUAACUCAACACCAGAGAACUCAUACUGGAGAAAGACCAUAUAAAUGUAAGGAAUGUGGGAAAGCCUUUAGCCAGAGAAUACAUCUUUCUAUCCAUCAGAGAGUCCAUACUGGAGUAAAACCUUAUGAAUGCAGUCAUUGUGGGAAAGCCUUUAGGCAUGAUUCAUCCUUUGCUAAACAUCAGAGAAUUCAUACUGGAGAAAAACCUUAUGAUUGUAAUGAGUGCGGAAAAGCCUUCAGCUGUAGUUCAUCCCUUAUUAGACACUGCAAAACACAUUUAAGAAAUACCUUCAGCAAUGUUGUGUGAAAUAUACUAAACAUCAAAUAAUCUAUGUUGGAGCAAAAGAUUCUAAAUCAGUGGUUCCCUGAUUUUUGGAUUUCCCAAAACAAACAUUUAAAAAAAAUGGUUUGGCA